GCACACUCUACAUCCGAAAGCGACCGCAACAGCUCGCCGUUCUAGGAUUCGCCGUUGUCUUGCAGCUUUUGAGAUAGUCAGCAUCGUGGAAGAAAUAUCGGCUGGAGCGUGGCGGGCCUCAGCUUGGUGGUCCUGUGCUUGGUUUCAAGCGGAAGUGGUGUCAAGACUACUAAGCGGUGUAAACAACUCAAAUGCAAUAUGCGGCCCCGGCAUUGUGCCGACCUUCUGGGUGCCGGACAGACGACAAGUGGCCUGUAUGACAUAUUUAUUGGGAAAGAUGACGUCAAAGGGAAAGUCGUCUACUGCGACAUGAAGACCGACGGGGGAGGCUGGACGGUCAUUCAGAGACGAGGGCAGUUCGGUAACAGGGUGUACUACUUCUACCGUAACUGGAAAGCGUAUGCCACCGGCUUUGGUGAUCCGGCCAAAGAGUACUGGUUUGGUAACAGAGCGCUACAUGCUCUUACGUCGAAUGGAGAAUGCAUGAAGCUGAAGAUUGUCUUGAAGAACCACACAGGUGAAAGCGUCUCUGUGGACUACGAGAGUAUCAAAGUCGGGCCGGAGAAAGGUCAUUUUAGGCUUUCCCUAGGACGAUUUCUGGGUCCGAAGGGCUGGGAUUCGCUCAAACGCAGCAACAACACCAAAUUUUCCACUUUCGACCAGGACCGCGACAACACGACAAACAACUGUGCCGAGAAGUACCGCAGCGGGUGGUGGCACAACCGUUGUUUCUUGGCUAACCCGAACGGCCUCAACUUGAAUGGCGCGCACGACAGCUUAGGCGACGGCAUUGAGUGGAGCGACCGGAAUGGUUCAACGGACCUUUACCACUACUCUUAUCCCAAUGUGAUGAUCAUGACGCGUCCCGUGACAAUGGAUAAAAAACGCGAAAUCAAAUGCCUGCAUUGUUAAGCAAUCAAUAGCCCUUUCAAGAUUGUAUAUUGUGCUGUCGUUCAAGUAGCGUACUGCUUCCCGAUCUUCUUUUGUGUCGCGUAUGCCAGUAUUUGUGCGCUUGUUCAGCACUAUUCAUUAACUAUAUGAAAUCGCAUUGCUUAUCAUUGUAUGAUGCCGUCACGCAACAAGAAACCUUACACAUGCGGACCACUUUAGGGGCGCAUAAUUUGUGCAUUAGGCCAGCUGCAAUGCUAAUAGAAUACACGUGCUAAAGCAGGGACCAUAUACGCUGUAUCUAAUUAGAAAAUAAAGUCAAUUUAGUUAUCUGUGCAA
Molecule: messenger RNA, 1227 nt
Organism: Dermacentor albipictus
Lineage: Eukaryota; Metazoa; Arthropoda; Arachnida; Ixodida; Ixodidae
Product: techylectin-5A-like
Source: RefSeq, a predicted model, not a curated record